Molecule: messenger RNA, 1660 nt
Organism: Galeopterus variegatus (Sunda flying lemur)
Lineage: Eukaryota; Metazoa; Chordata; Mammalia; Dermoptera; Cynocephalidae
Gene: COLQ
Product: collagen-like tail subunit (single strand of homotrimer) of asymmetric acetylcholinesterase
Exons: 17
Coding region: 154-1392 (412 amino acids)
Molecular function (GO): heparin binding
Source: RefSeq, a predicted model, not a curated record
AACAAGGAGGUCGAUGAUUUAUAAUUAUUUAUAAUUUAUACUUUCUGGGUGCUCCUCAGCUACUCAGAUAUGGAAUGUCACCUUUGGUUUCUCUUCUCCCCAAGUAUUUACGAAAUUCCCUUCGACAGCCCAUGUCUAACGUAGACCAUUUCCAUGAAGGGACCGAGAAACAGGCCUCCUGCAGCCACACUGAGGUGUGAGGGGGAAAAGCUUCUCUCCCCAGACAUGAAGAAUCUCAUUCUGGAACUCGAGACAUCGCAGUCCCCAUGCAUGAAAGGCUCGCUUGGCUCCCCUGGGCCGCCUGGCCCCCAGGGUCCACCAGGGCUUCCUGGCAAGACAGGACCAAAGGGAGAAAAGGGGGAGCUUGGCCGACCAGGAAGGAAGGGCAGACCUGGUCCCCCAGGUGUUCCUGGCAUGCCUGGGCCUGUUGGCUGGCCAGGACUUGAAGGACCCAGGGAAAAGAUCAAGUAUCACCAUUUACAGCAUCCUACAUUAUGUGGUAUGACGGGAUUGCCAGGGUCAAGAGGACCAAUGGGCUCCAAGGGCUACCCUGGAUCCAGAGGGGAAAAGGGAUCCAGAGGUGAAAGGGGUGACUUGGGUCCCAAAGGAGAAAAGGGUUUCCCGGGAUUUCCUGGAAUGUUGGGACAGAAAGGUGAAAUGGGUCCAAAGGGUGAGCCUGGCAUAGCAGGACACCGAGGGCCCACAGGAAGACCAGGAAAACGAGGCAAGCAGGGACAGAAAGGAGACAGUGGAGUUAUGGGCCCACCUGGCAAGCCUGGGCCUUCUGGUCAACCUGGCCAUCCAGGCCCCCCAGGGCCCCCAGGUCCACCAUCUGCAGGACAACUUGUAAUGGGACCCAAAGGGGAAAGAGGAUUUCCCGGGCCUCCAGGAAGAUGUCUUUGUGGACCCCCUAUGAAUGUGAAUAACCCUUCCUACGGGGAGUCCGUGUACGGGUCCAGUUCCCCGCGAGUUCCUGUGAUUUUCGUGGUCAACAACCAGGAGGAGCUUGAGAGGCUGAACACCCAAAAUGCCAUUGCAUUCCGCAGAGACCAGAGAGCUUUGUACUUCAAGGACAGCCUUGGCUGGCUCCCCAUCCAGCUAACCCCUUUCUACCCUAUGGACUACACUGUAGACCAGCGCGGCACCUGUGGGGACGGGGUCCUGCAGCCUGGGGAGGAGUGUGACGACGGCAACAGUGAUAAGGGUGACGACUGCAUCAGCUGUCACCGGGCCUACUGUGGAGAUGGUCACCGGCACGAGGGUGUGGAGGACUGUGAUGGCUCCGACUUCGGCUAUGUGACGUGUGAGACCUAUCUCCCUGGGUCGUAUGGAGACCUGCGGUGCACGCAGUACUGCUACAUUGACUCCACACCGUGCCGCUACUUCACCUGAGGGCCGCAAGGGGAAGGUGGGCUGUGACUCACGCAACCGGCAGCAGCUUCUCCGCCCUCAGCAAACUGGCCUUGCACCAUCCCGGUCCAGUUUCCACCACACUUUGUGUGAUAAAAACAAGGACAAAUUCUUUCUGCUAAGACAUGCUUUUAACUGAGUCUGGCUGGAAGAAUUUAGGACCACUGCAUCCUGUCUUAAUCCAAAGUACCAGAAAUCCUUCUACAUGCCCAGCCUGGGAACUGCUCCCCACUGCUACCAUCUGGCCAAG